AUGCGACAAGACCAGACCAAGGUGUGGCAGUUGGAAGCUCAGGUCGAGGACCGGCUUAACAAAGCUAGGCAGUCAAUCGCCCAGAAAUGCCAUUCAAAAGGCUCGGAGAAAAUGGGAGAAAUGACAGACCCUGUCAAGCCUGGUAACCUUGAGCACAGUCCGCAAUUCAUGACCUUCAGAAAGGAUAGCACUCUGCCCCUUCAAGGCAUCAUAGAGUCCUUGACCGAAACUUUUUUCCGUCUCCCUUAUUCAGACAUGAUGAUCAUACAUCCCGCAAGAUACAUGCAAGCUUUCCGAGGAGACGCUACUCGGAAGCCUCCUCAGUACUUGCAGUAUGCCAUCUGCGCUUUGGCAGCUAUCGGAAACUCGAUGGAUGAUUCUCAUCACUUCUUUUACCAAAGGGCACGACAAAGCCUUGAGGCGGUUAACUCAAAGGUGCCCAACGCUAAAGCACCCCGAGUCUGGAUCAAAGCUAACCCUUCCUACAAGGGUCUUGACGAACAACACGUCUCUAUUCACCACGCUCAAGCAUGGAUCCUUAUAAAUAUUUACGAAGACAAGGCCAUGCUAUGUACACGGGCCAUUAUGAGUGUCGCUCGCACACGACAAAUUUGCCUCUUAAUGGGCCUUGACCUUCUAGACUCAGAGCACCGUUCGGUUGAUCACGAGCUAUCGCUGUUGAGCUGGGUCGAACUCGAGGAAUGCAGGAGGGUAUUCUGGUGCUCAUUCGUCUUGGAUGCAUUUGCAAGCAUGUCGACGGGAUUGCCUAGUCUGAUCAACAUGGACAAUGUCGCUAUUCGUCUUCCUUCCUCCGACAAUGCAUUUAUCUCGGAGGUUCGAGAAGAGACCUCUUUCCUACACACAAUACUUGAAGAUGCACAACCCGCCGGGUUUGCCGGGUUUGCCGGGAUUGUAAUAGUUUGUCAAGUAUUUAAGGAUAUUCUGCGACAUACGAUUGAAUCGAGCUGUGCUGGCGCAAAAGACUUUGGCGCAAACAAGCAUCAGUUGCUUGCAAAGCGCGGCCGAGAGGGCUAUGGACAUCAUCAAGAUAACACACUCUGCUCCCUUUCGCUCUAUGUAGUGACAACUGCGCUCGUCUUUAUGGCCAAACAGGGUUCGGUAUCCGCCAUCCGGGACCUCGGAGUCACUGUGUCCUUGAUGGAGAAGAUCUCACCAACACACAAGCUGACACGGGUAUUUCAACAUCAAGUCUGUUCUGACAUAUGCCUGAGUGGAAUCGGCGCAUAUAUACAUAUUCCGGCAUCGAGCAAGAGCACAGUUCGUACCAGCCAAACAACACCACCAUCAUCCGGUCCGGUCAGCUCGCACAACACAGCACCCCAAGAUGUGCAGCCCAGCAGCAUGAAACAGAGAAAUCUUGCGGCCUGGGCUGUAGAAGAAGAUCCUGAAUCUCUCGCAUGGGACUGCUUUUCGGCCCUUCUUGCUGCUGCUAAACACAACGCCUCAGCACCAAAUAGGAUGGUUGUGCUAAACCGCGACCGAUGCCAAGUUUCUUCCAUCGGAAAUGAACAUAUGAUGUCAAAUGACACAAUAGACACUGUCUCAAGACACAGCCCUGGCAUGAUGGGAAAGCACUUGAUAGACGCCAACGAGGUGCAGCAAGAUUACGCUCUUCCGAGUACGUUAACGGUUCUUGAUGACCCACUCAGCUGGGCAGGAUUUUGGGAAAUCUGUGACAAUAAUCCUGAGGGGACAUUUGAUAGCGCUCCUCAUUCUGGAUCAACGGCACUUGGUGGCAUCGUUACUUUGCAGGAAUGA
Molecule: messenger RNA, 1779 nt
Organism: Fusarium vanettenii 77-13-4
Lineage: Eukaryota; Fungi; Ascomycota; Sordariomycetes; Hypocreales; Nectriaceae
Exons: 6
Coding region: 1-1779 (592 amino acids)
Biological process (GO): DNA-templated transcription
Cellular component (GO): nucleus
Molecular function (GO): zinc ion binding; DNA binding
Source: RefSeq, a predicted model, not a curated record